This is a messenger RNA of Porites lobata, 37922 nucleotides long. The record is from the annotation of a GenBank genome assembly. Lineage: Eukaryota; Metazoa; Cnidaria; Anthozoa; Scleractinia; Poritidae.
AUUGAUAUUGUUGUAGGCACUUCGUAUCAAGUUGGCAAACUAAAUGCAUCAGAGACGCGUCAAGGAUGGAAUUGCAACAGUGGAUGUGAGGCGCCACAACAUUGUACCUUGCCACGCUGCACUAACGUGGUAUUUCCGCAAACGUUUAGUGGAUCUGGAACCGUAAGUAAACCCUCCUAAAGAAAUUAUAAAGUGGCUUCCUCUAAUGGGUUCGCGAAAACUUUCUAAUAGAAGCAGACAGCAAUAAGCUUCUUUAGAAACUAUCUUCUUAACAACUUUUGAUUUGCCAACAUUGUGGCUUUUAUGAUGUUAUGACCUCAGCGAAUUUAGUACACAUAGGUAUAUUCAAGUGCUCUUUACUCCCUAAAAUGCGUCGUGUAUUUUUGAACAAUACAAAAAAGUCAGAGGAUUCUGACGAUAAAUUUAGUUUGGAAAAUAUCUAAUCCUUGGAAUAGGAUCAGGACUGGGGGAUGGGGAGGGGUGGAGUCGUCAAUUAAUAUAAGGGUGGCAGUUUUGCUUACUAACUAUCGCUAUUUGUAACAACUAAUUGUUAUAUAUGAUGUUAUAACAUAGAAGGUUGUAAUUUUAAAUUGUUUGGUAAACAGUCGAUGUAUCAGGUGGUAUAAGACCCAAAUAAAUAUUGUCUUGUCUUGCCUUGAUUUCUCAUUAAUGCAUAUUUCUACCUGACGCAUUUCAGGUUCGAGUAUUUGUAUCAUUAAGCCACGAAGAUCAGUCAUCAGUUGUUCAUUCACCUUCUGCCGUCUGGGCAGAGUCCGUUAGUACAGCUGGAUUUCAGUUAUGUUCGCGUGCAACAGGUUCUACAAAUGACACUGGAAUUAUCAACUGGGUAGCGUUUCAGGACAAACCCAUGUUAACGCAUGGAAGCGUUACUUUUAGCGGUAUAUGGACAACAGAAACCAAAUGUGAGAAGGUGGCCUUUUCUCAGGUUAGAUAAUCGACUGACAAUAAUUCUAUAAUUUAGUAAGACCAAAAAAAAAAAAUAAAAUAGCACUUUAUUAAGCAGAUGAUACUAAACAAGAGAGGAUAUCCUCUCUUGUACUGAACAAAUCAAAUAUCAGGAGUUUUUAUUUUUGGAUAAUAGGGGUCAGGAAUUCAAAUUAAUUCUCUCAGUCUGGUUAUGUUUAGCUUUCAUGCUUGGGCUUUUACUUUGGUGGUGUGAUUGAGAUGCUUGGUCGUGUUGAAUGCAUUGAUGUGUCUGUAGUGAAUCAGGAAAUUAAAUAGAGCUAACUUCAUUUACUUGAAAUUUUAAUAUUUUCACAUUGUAAGUAACAAAGCUUAGCUGAAAACUAAAGUUUUUAUUUGUAACUUUUAGUAAUGUGGUAAAUAUGAUCUCGCCCUGCUUUUUGAAUGCAUUUAUUCGCAGAAAAAGAGGAUAAAAAGAAACUCGAGCGAACAUAAUUAGAUUACCGUAAAAUUCCGAAAAUAAGCCCCUCGAUGUAUUAAAGCCCCUCCAAAUAUAAGCCCCCCAAACCAGUAACGCAAAAAACCGUCCUCAAAUUGCCCUCAAAUACAGAGUGAAACAAAGGGAAAACAGUAAAUUUACUUCCAUCUAUAAGGGAAGCUCAAUCGAUUUGAAACGCUUAUUUCCCUCCGAAUAUAGGCCCCUCCAAAAAUAAACCCCUCAAAAAGGACCUUUGAAAAAUAUAAGCUUCCGGGGCGAAUUUUCGGAAUUUUACGGUAAUGGGAUUGAUCAAUGUUUCCUUUUUCUUUUCAUUUAAGUGCAGCUUACAUGAGAACAACAUUGACUUUUAUUUGAUUUCUAGGAAAUGUUACUUAUUUUUUUCGGUUAAUAGUUUUUCAGUUGCCUAUAUAUAUCCUUUUUUGCAGAACUUUGCUUCCGAACCUAAUGUAUUUGUCUCUGUUAAGUACACUCGCAGUACAAAGGCAAAUGACGCUAUGUACGUAUGGUUAGAAAACGUCAAUUCUGGAGGAUUUGAAGUGUGCCUAAGGGAAUUCUUGCCCUUUGAUGGAAAACUCUAAGAUGCAGUUGUGGUAAGAGAAGUAUUAUGCUCGAGUAAUUAAACAAUAAAGUUAAAGAUCACGGACUAUACAGUACUAUCAUCUCGGAUCACGAACUGGUGCAUGACGUAUUGCAUGAGGUUUGCAAAUACGAUUUGUGUCUUGUUAAUUCACGUGCUGCGUUAUUCAGGGUGAAAUAUUUUUGUUGUCUCUCACGUCGCGACGUCAGUGUUUUGUGUCGAUGUCAUAAGUUACGAAUAACGGGUAAGUAAAGGUGGCUCGACUGGAUUUUUCAGGGGUAAUACAGUCCUUGUUUGAGUAUUUACUGCGUCGUUGUUGUUAGGUAAAGAUGAAAAUCUGUUUUGAUUAGUGUGACGUUGACAUCUGAGUUGUUAUGACAACGUAAUGAUGUGUUCAACACUGAGAAUCGUUCACUGGAACUUCUAAUAGCUGUCUUAAUGUUCGCGAAGUUUGAGCAAACCUACUAGAGCGCUAGCAUUAUCGACAUCUUUUGAUAGGAGGUUUUUUAAAGAUAGAAAUUCAGGAAAAAUUAACUGAUCAAUCUUUAUUUGGUGUUUUUAAGGGGCAGCCUGUUCAAGUUUUGCAGAGUACAGAGAAAUGAGGUUGCAAGUAGAAUAUGUAAUGAUGGCACUGAAAAAUCCUGCCGACUUUCAGAAAAUGUGAUCGUAGUCUGCCAUGACCAUUCCUGUCUAAAAGAUGGCAAGUUUAAUCUGUUCUUUUCUUCGUUUUUACCUUUUUACAUGUUUUUGUCCCAGGACUGGUUCGCAUUCACUGGCAAUGGAAGUCAACUCAACUUUACAAUUACAGGAAAAGAGUAUUUUGCAAACAGUGGAAAUCCAUCAGCCCAAAACAACUAUGGCUUUUGUCAGGUGAAAACUACUUUUAAUUAUUUCAACAUUUAACACAGUUAUUUGUAAGAUUAAAACUUUCAAUUAAUCUCAGUAAAAGUAACAGUUUCAACAACAACUGCACAUUUAUUUAGUGGACAGCUGAUUGCCAAAGUAACGAAUUUUAAAAAUACUUUUCAACUCCUUGGCUUUUUCCACCCUACCGUUCGUACUUAUUUUGCGUGUUUCUUGACUUAUAUUAAUAGUGAUGAAUUAUCGAAACACAGCGAAACUGUCACUUGUCUAAACAUUCAAUUAAAAAGUUAUAGAUUUGCGCAAAUUCAGAACAACUGGCAUUUCUAAAUUUAACCGCAUGAGAAUUUAGAAAUGAUGGUUUUUGAGGAGAGGGGAAAACAAGAGCACCCAGAGAAAAACCUCUGGAGCAAAGGACAGAACCAACAAAAUUUCAAGCCACUUAUGGCGUCGACGCCGCGUUUGAUCCCGGGCUUCAUUGGUGGAAGGCGAGUGCGGGCGCCACCCUUGCUCUCACUUUAGUGACCAUUACCAGCUAAAUCUUGGCAACUCGUUUCGUGUCAUUGACAAUAAUCACUGAACUAUAUCUGUAAAAGUUAAGACUUUGUACUAUGCCCGCCGAUCCAACCUUAUAGCGGUCGCUUGAAAAAAAUAAUAACGUAAGUGCUAAGUGAUAAGUGCUGUUGUCCUACUACGCGCCGAUUUGAGGUCGUUACACAAAUUAACGAAUAGUUUAUCAGCUCGUUGUUUUUUUGUGGCUGUCGGUUUUCGUGAGGACGCAACAAGCUGUACCAGGGGCACCCAACGAGAAUAUAGUUCAAAACCACUUAAACAUAGCAUUGUUAAACGUAUUUUAGUAUUUAAACGGUAGAUAUAGGUAUACUUUUAUCCCCUAAAAAUUUUUCAUCUGUUCGGAUCUCCUAGCUGAAAGUCUAGUGAUCCGAAAGUUAUAGGGAUCAAAACUUGCCGUUUCGAAAAUUUCAGCCAGAAAAAAGGCUCCCGAAAAUUGUAGGUGACCUUUUUAGGGUAAAAAUCCGUUAAAAAUAGGCAAUUAUACCAUUUUUUAGAUGUUGGAAAAUCCUAGGAGAGGCAGGCAAGCAAGAAAUUUUAUAACAAAUGUUUCGAAAAUUCUAGAUCUCAAAUCGUCCUCCGAACAGAUAUUCUUCCGAAAAUUGUCGUUGGGUGCCCCUGCUGUACGUACACUUAUACGUUGCUGUGCCACCUGCUUUUUGUAUAGAGUUACUCGAGUUUCUUCAGCAAAGAAUAGUAUGGGUUGUCUUGAAACGUAUCUGCUUUAUCUUCAUUGAAAAUAGCUAGUCCUGCAUCUUAUCUUAGACUGAGAGAUUAUUUUGAGAAGUGAAAGGUUUAUAGAGGAUGGCCCUAAAUAAUGGGAAAAGAGCUACAUACUAAUUCAUCUCCUUAAAACGUUCUUGAUUUUUCUUACGUAUUUACAGGAAGUACCUUUCAAUACAACCUUCUAUGAAUCGCCAGUUGUGAUUCUUUCCGUAAAUCAUCAAUAUGAUCGGCAGAUCAAGGGAAGUCGUCUUCCAGGAAACAAUAUCAUAUCGGCAUGGGUAGAGGUAGGUUUGCAUUGCUAUUACGUGUGGUUUAUGAUCAGGAUUAUGGAUUUUUUCAGUGCUUUGCUGAAUCAUUUAUGCAAUAGUUUGCUUGAAGAGUGACCACACCUUCAGAUCCAAAUAACAUCUCUCUUGUUUAGUCAGGGGAUAGAAGUACUUCGGUCAGUCUUCUAAAUUGAUUAAAGGACUUUAAAAUUGCUGACAAAGAAUAGUUUGAGUCUGAUCAAAGUUAUUGUUGAAAUUAGCGGGAAUUUAUAUUAAAUCGGAAGGUCACAUAUCCAAAUUGACGUUCGGUGAAAAUCAGACCAUGUUCAUUUUCUGAGUGCUAUCACUUUUUGUUGUAGGAAGUUGGAUUAGAAUCUAUGAAGAUAUGCGUUAAAGACCUCAGUGGACUAGGAUCGAGUCAUGAUCCCUUAAUAGUCAGCUACGCUGUUACUGGAGGUUGUUUUUUUCAUUUUAAUAAAUUUGGGUGUAUUAUCUAAAUUCGCAUAGCAAACCAUUUAAUGACAUCAUCAUAAAAAAACCUUGUGGUUCACAACAGUAACAGAGCCUGGCCGGUAUGCAAACAUGUUGUAAUCACAGAUAAUUGUUUUUUUUUUUGAAUGGUGAGUAUAACUCAAUAAUAUAAUGGCUUGUUUCUUGGUACAGAUCUUAAUCCUUGCCUUAAUGUGCAUUGCCCUCGAUUUGGAGUCUGUAAGACCUACAGUGCGCAUGACGCUCGGUGUGAGUGCUAGGACCAAUGCCCCUCAUAUGAAGACCCAGUGUGCACUGCGAACGGAACAACUUACGACAACCGAUGCUGGCAUAAGUUAAGCUAUUGCAGAGGACUUGAGAAUAAUCUGGUCUAUCACCCAGGAAGCUGUGAAGGUAACGAAAAAUAAUUUCAACGAUUUUUUUGGCUGUAUAUGCCAUUUAAAACAGUCUGGUUUUAAGCUACUGUGCUCUAUAAAUUCACUCUCGUCAAGAGACUCCACGUUUUCCCCUCCAUUUCCACUGGUGUUCCAUGUUCCAUGUUCCAUGUUCAGGGGUAUAUCGCCAUCUCCCUUGUCCUUCCUGUCACGGAAAGGUUUGAAGGUUUUGUAAAAUUUCAUCGGGUUUUGACGCAAAUCAUCCGCUAGUUCACCCCAAAAUUUUCUAAUCGUUAUUCGCCUUUGUUUCAUUGUCUCAUUCCUCCAGUGCCGUUUUAGUUCAAAGUUCUCCGGUGUCCUAAUUUGGCUAAAUCGUUUCGAAAAACGAAACUUUGCUCUGGUAGCUUUCGUCCAAUUAAAGGGACUGGUUCACGAUAAUGCGCAUGUGUGAGUUCUGACAGUAGCUGAUUGUUUUUCAACCAAUCGGAAGCGAGUUAGAUGCACGCAAGUAAAUUUACAAAAUUCAAAUUAAUUGUCCGCGACGCGAGAGUAUUUCCGGGCAUUUGGUUUGAUUUUAUUUAUCCCCAUAAUUCAAAUUUUAUUCUUUGCUACUCCUCAGAUAUAUGUUGCAGCCGAUAAGAAUAAGAUUUACAGCCCUGUCCUGCUUUGAAACAAACAUUUACCAACGUGUAUUUUUACGAGGUCGUAGCCACGCUAACAAAACAGUCACCGAUCGGCAAACAAAAUUUGUAAACAAACAUCGUAUUACUGUUCUCUCAGUUCGCCUUAUAUAAACCCAGAAAUACCUACAAAUAGCACCGGACCGGUGACAAAAACACACAACGUAUGAGUAUAAAGAUUAUCCUUAAUUGAGCAUAAAUUUCAAUUGCUUAUCAGCAAAUGAACAAAUUCAUUCGCGUUGCAUCGGGUCAGUGUUCCGCAAAACAAAUGUUAUCGAGUAGCACACAUAAAGAAACUAGAUUAUGAACAGAAUAUUCACGCAAUAAUUUAUUUUAAAAACAUCAAUUCUUAAUCAUAUACGAUCGUAAAGCAAAGAUACAAGGAACAUUUCAAGUGUACCAGAUCGGUGAAGAUCGCGCGGCCUGUUGCGGUAUAACUACAGGUCGGAGUCAAAAAUCAAAUCAAAGUUGAACGAACUCAUGCCUUUAACCACUUUCCAAGUGUCGUGUAUUCUUUUCGUAUGCCACACAGUACUCCUAGAACCAUACCAGAUCGAUAGGCUAAGCUUCUCUAUCUCCAGAGACUCUUGAGAACGUCCUGUUGCCGGACCGCCUCGAUGCUCUUCUCAACCUCCAUGAUCAAAACAUUAUUUUUUGCGUCUUCUUAAAACGUAACCAGUCAAACGACACAACCACACGUUAAUCACCACUACCGAAGUAUAACUAGACCAGCCAAAGCGACGGAUGUCCGAAUAAAACGAAGGAUUUUCAAUGAUUGUACCGGUAAUGGCGAUUUCGAAUUUAGUGUUGACCCAACAAAUUUAUUCUGAAGAGACAAACGGCGCGCAUGCGCAUUAUCGUGAACCAGUCCCUUUAAGUUCGUAAUGUCCCUAAAUGAAACCAAUUUCUGCAAUUUACUCUGAUGAUGUUUCACCUUCUCAGUCACUAGCCCGUAUACCAUUGCGCGAUCGCUUACUUCUUGAUCAUAAACGCCACACGCCUUAUAGUAUUGUGGUUUGUUAUAGUUAAUAUGACAUCCAGCAAGGACUCAGUCGUAUCUGUUACCCUGGUUGGCAUGGUAACUAUAAGCAUUCCAGCCCUUGUACUUUUUGUAGAUCUCGAAGUAUUUUGCCCUCUCUUUGAUCUAAUCUCAGUCCCCUGUGAUUAAUAAUAAUUCCUUCUGAAGCGAUGAGCAAGUAAAGAAAAUCCGUUAAAAUCUUGCUUUGAAUCCAAAAUCCAGGCAAAAAUAUUUUCAAGAGGCGGUUCGUCUAUUCGCCUAUCAAGCGCCUGUUGCGCAGGCUAACGCAGAUAUUUCCACGUAGGCGGCUUUCUUCUAACACGAGAAUUUAUAUCGCUUGUCACUGCAUUUUCGUAACCAGGAUUUGGAUGAACGUCUCCACACAAUAAUAAAUAAUUCAGUUGGAAUGAAGUAGAUGAGUUGCGGUAGUGAAUGAUUUUGCAAGAAGCGAAGUGUUUUUUCCGCUUAAGAGUAAAACCAAUAUGGCCGCUCGAAGCACAUGGCAUGAGGAAAGAGUAGCCCAAAGUUAAACAAAUGCUGUAGGGCGAAAACUUAUUAACUUCCCCAGCAGAGGUGUCUCUAAGUUUUGUUCGUUUGGAGACGUGCUGGCGCCCCAAAACAUUAAAAACACAAAAAUUUUUGCGAGAGCACCAUGAUGACGGGUGUACUCGUCAGGGGCAUAGCCAGGAUUUCUAGGAGGGGGAGUUCCAAAUUGGUUCCAACGAAAACGGUUGGUCUAAGAUCGUUACAUUACGUACGUACAAGACUUUGGCGUUUACGCUACGCAAACAGAAGACGCCUUGGUUGCCGUUGAGCGAACGUGUUUAUCACUUCAUCGAUAUUUAUGUCUCGGUGGUAAUUGAUGUUCAUCAACGCCAGCCCAGACUCUCGCUCGCUUGACAGGGUCGACCUCAGGUAUGUUUUUAACCUUCUUAGGGUACUGAAUGAGCGCUCACAUUCAGCUGACGUUUUUCGGCAACGUGCACAAAAGGCGGAUCAAGGUGCGGAUGUUAGGAAAGAACUCUCGAUCGCAUGCAGCGAGUGUCUGAAUUGCUUUGCGAAUUAAAUAGAUACCAAAAUGACGUUCACUGUACUUAUUGUAAGCAUAGAACAAAACGAAGAAUUUCAGGAAUCGAGAGUCCAUUACACUCUUGCUGGGAUAAAAUCACUGUUAAAAAUAGGAGGGGGGCAGUCCCUUGGUGCGAGAGGGGGGUUCCGGAACCCCUGGAACCUUCCCCUGGCUACGCCUUUGUCGUGUCCUAGCAUUGUUUAUCUUGGGCACUGAAACCAGCAUGCAAAAAUAAGAAGCUACUUUUCAUUAUGUUGUGGAAAGGUAUCCGGCGUUGCAGGUUAUAGCCUCGUUUUAGUUCCUAUUUUGUUGCACUGGAGUUCCCACACGGUUUUCUUUAGCACCAACCAUCACCACGGAGACAAUGCUGAAAGAUUGCUCUAAAGCAAGCUAGUAAAUCUGCCUUAAUGAUAAUGCUUAAUUAUUACAGUGACGCUUCCUCAUAAUGUUCUUAAUUUAUUAUAAAACAGGUUUUCCAGUUGUACGGGGCCGUAUAGAUUUGCUACACGAUCCAAAAUGGUCAGAUUCAAAUUGUCAGACAGUCGCAUUUCCUCCAUACCGGUUUUAUCCGGAUAAACAAGUUCAUGUUCAAAUAACCGUCAACCACAUGAAGCUGAAUGACUCUGUGACAGUCCACGACGCUGUUACUUCAUGGACAGAAAGUGUCAACACAAAAAACUUCACCGUCUGUGUCAUGCAAACCGGGAGGAAAGAAGAAGGCAAGAAUCCAUUUGCCACCAUUGAUUGGGUGGCUUAUCAAGGAGCACCAGCCGAAGGAUUGACGGGAACGGUUGAGUUGCAGAAAUGGUGGUCUGGUACCAAUUGCGCACAUGUAACUUUUCCCACGGUGAGAGAUUAAUUGAUAAAUGUUAGACUUUCAUUCACACUACAGCUUUAAUCCACGUUUUAAAAUUAAAAAAAAAAAUUUAACUAAUUUUGAAUGAUUUUUAAUAAUAAUUUUUAAUGAGUACUAGUGAGCAGCACACUUACACUUCUAGUGAACAAUUUCACAUGGAAGAAGGAGAAACCAUGCUCGCCCGGGGCACGAAAAUUUUCGUUGCCCCGGGCGAGCAUAUAUGGUUGAAUGAUUUUUAAUAAUAAUUUUUAAUGAGCACUAGUGAGCAGCACACUUACACUUCUAGUGAACAAUUUCACAUGGAAGAAGGAGAAACCAUGCUCGCCCGGGGCACGAAAAUUUUCGUUGCCCCGGGCGAGCAUAUAUGGUUUCUCUUUCUUCCAAGUGAAAUUGUUCACUGGAAGUGUAAGUGUGCUGCUCAAUAGUAUAUCAUUAAAAAUUAAAAAAAAAAAAAUAACUGGGUAGAAAAAUGACAAUUGCUAGAUCUAUUACGAAAUUGUGACUGUCUUAGCGACUUAGUUAACAAGACAACAUUAGGUAUAAUAAAUAGACUAAUAAUGUAGCAAUAUUCAUCUUAACAUCACUUCAGUUAUUGUUAUUGCGUGUUUUUGCUUUUUCUUCAGGGCAAGUUUGCUGAGGCGCCAAUAGUCCUUGUGACGUCAGAGCACCUGAGGACUGGUAAAGAGUAUGAUGCUGCUCUCAUUUGGAUUGAAGACGUAACUAAGGACUCAGUUAAAGUCUGUCUUCGUGAAAUGCAAAACUUUGACGGUAGACACCAAGAUAUCACUGUGGUACGUUCUUGGUGAUUUUCUUAGAAACUGGAACGCAACUUUCUACAAAAUUUUUGAGGAAUGCUGGUCUGUAAGAUGAAAAUCAUUGAGAACUUAAGAUCGUCAGCAAGUGAUGGUUCAGUCAAAAGAAGGGAACUCCAAAAAGAAAAUCAUGGAAAGAAACAGAAAUUGUAAUAAUAGUAAUAGGAAAAGAAAAACAAACAAACAAACAAAAAAAGAAUUGAUUUGCAUUAAAGGGAGUGAAUUUUCAAUAGCGCACAAGAAAUUGGUCUGCCUUGUCCCCAUGCCUCCCUUCACGCUCUUCCUGUUUCGCCUGAUGUCACGGAACAUGGCGUCAUAAGUUUUCCAAAUACGAACCCACCUUUGACUCCUUGCGUUCUUUGUUAGGUCACAACUUCACACAGGUCAAAAUGCUUAUAAUUAAAGGGGCCUAAGAAAUAUUGAGUUUAUAUACUGAAUUUUGUUACUAUCCUGUUACAAGUAUAAGUGGUAUCACUUUUGUUUUUUCCUCUUUUCACAGAACUGGUUUGCGUCCUCCAAACUGCAUAAGCCUCUUUUCACGGAACAUGGCAUCAUAAGUUUUCCAAAUACGAACCCACCUUUGGAUAAAAUGAACAAUGCUUAUUGCGAGGUGAGAGAAGAAUUCUCUGCAAAAGCAUUAGCAUGCUAUUCGCAGCAUUUUCUCUAAUAAUAUAUCGCACAUUUACAUCACUAAAUAUUUCCAAAAGAUUUGUAGUCAUAUACGCAGUAGAUAUAAAAAAUGUGGAAUGAAAAUGCUAGAAAAACCGAGAAGCUGAUCCGGAAAACAAUGGUUAAAAUCAAAAUAGAUGUCAAAAUAAGUUGGCAGUUCACUUUGAUAAAAUGAUACAUCGUAAAUAUUGUUUGUCCAAUUUUUACUUAAAAAAAAAAAAAAAAAAAAAAAAUACUGUAACUAAAGUUUUUAUGAUUUGGAAACAGUGUCAGUAAAUGUUGUUAGUAGCGGGGCUCCCACGCGCGCAAAGCGCGCGUGGGACAGAGCCCCAUACCCAUAGAUUAUGGUCAACCUCUUUUCCUUUGGUUGUCACGUGACUGACCGAGCGUACGUACAUACGCACGCGUCUACGGAUUGUACAGGUGGGGUAGGGGAGACUAUCAAAAGGAAGGGAGGGGUGUCUCAGGCGUGUCUUGCCAAGUCCACAUCUUUUACAUUAGACAUUCACAAUAUGGUCAAUUGACACCUGUCAAAACAGGAUAACCACUGACUAGUAUCCCAUGACCAUAUCGCGGGCUCAUGUGUCAACUCAUUGAGGUGACGUGAUUUAUUUGGAAGCUGUCCGCUGACCAGUUAAUUAUUUUACUAGAUCGCGAUCAAUGUUCAGUCUCAUACUUUCUAGCUAGUUUGGGAUCGGAGCACAGGAAAACUGAUACAAAUAUUGGACAUCAAUGUUGUGAUCCAUUGACAGCUGUCAAAACAAGGUAUCCGCUGACCAGGAUCACUUGACCGUAUCGCGGGCUCAGGUGUCGACCCAUCGAGGUCAAGUGUUUUUUGAAGUUAUCCGUUGACAAGGUACUGGUUUCCAAAUGAUCGCAGGCUCAAGUUUAUUAUUUUUUAAAUUCAUAUGAAAUAUGUUGUGUUUAUGUGCCGCACAAUUAAAAUUUUGAUUUCAUACUAACCUCGGACGCCAAAAUUCAGACGCGAAAAUUCAGCCAGCUGCUACAGGCAGGGAAGACAGUUGCUUUUGACGUUUCUCGCCAUGUUCACGCGUUGUUCACGCUCUACGUCCAAUUUUUAUGCUCUGAUUGGCCAAAAUUUGACAGGUGAGUUCAUGCGGAAAAUUUAUGCAGCAUCUUGAAUCUUGUUUACUUUGACAGCUGAAGCUGACAGAGUUUUGUGUCAACUUGUGAUGUUUUUAACUUUCUUUUUCCACUGGAUGUACAAAAUGAAAUUCAGCUGCUAUCAGGAGUCUUCUGUUAUUCAUGGCUAGUUUGUUUUAGUUUUGGCUAGUCAAAGUCGGAAAUCCGAUUUCGAUUGGCAUCGUUUUCGUUUUCGUCUUGCUUAAUGCGUAAGAGGGUUGCAAAGUCUGAAGCGAUACUGGCCUUACUUGAUACCUUUCAGGAGCAGCAUCUCGAGUGGUAAGCCUAAGUAAUUAUUGUUUUUGAUGCUUGUUUUUUAUUCCUAAUUUAAUGAAGUCGAGCGUAGUUUAUGCGGCUAUUUUGUUUAUGCACGUUUGUAAGAUUUGAGACAAUGAUCUGACCGAGUAUCAGGUUUGUUAUAAGCUUUCAGAUCUUUAAAAAGCGUUUAGACAUUUUCUCACCGCAAAUAGAAAGAAAACGUUUCAAAGACUAUUUAGUUAUAAUUCUGGCUGUAAAAGAAAGGUUUGAGUGAUUUUCUUGCCUCGAGUUUGUCUUCGAAAAUAGCAAACACCGGGAAGCCGGCUUAAAACAUAAACUUCAGCUUUAAGCUCGAAGACUCUUUUAGAGACACUUUAAUACUUGUCUUUCUGAAUGAAAAUUCUCGUCUUAGUAUAUGUUUCACGGAAUUAUAUUUCUUUUAUUGAUUGUUAGUACUCUCUUUUGUAAUUUUAAUCGUUGUGCCGAUUGUUUUCAGUCGUUCAGUAAACAACGCUUCCCGGAGUACUCAAAAUGCCGCGCGUUAAACCGUUUUAAAAUAAAAAAUAAACAUAAUAAAUUCUUUAUUAUGUUGGAGCGCAACCCUGUUAAUGUUCAUUCAAACACUCGCCACUGCUAGCACUGCAAAAGUCAGAACCGGCUGGCCGUAUAGAUGAUCUUGAAAAUUUUUUUCAACGGUUUACGGCUAAAGCCCACGCGUGCUUCGAUCGUCCUGAAUAGCAAUUUGUAUCGCAAUAUUGUGAAAUACUGCAUUCUGUUGUCCCAGGUCUGUAUGAUAAAAACAGUGCCUGAUAGUACUGUUUCACCUCAGAUGUGAUGUAUAAAUGAUAUCAAAGGUUGGUUUACACGCACCCAGAUUUGUUGGCAAGAUUUUGUAAAAUAAACUUGUCGAACGAAAAAAUUCGACCGGAAUUUUUUUUUCCAGGCCUAAUUAAUAAAUGUGAUCGAAGAUGAUUGCCAGUUUUUGGGUGUACUUAUGAGGCUAUCAAGUCGAUGUGAGAUUUGGUUCACUUUUGGGCAGUUUGCAAAUUAUUUUUUUUAAAAAAUCACUUAGCCUUUCCCUGAAAAGUCACACGCGAAUGUGCUCUAAAGUUAACUGAAUUGUGGAGUACAAGUUUAUUGUUUGAUUCAAAUUAUAAAUUUAUUAAUGGAAGCCUCGCUUUUAGCCCUGGCUAAAUCUAUUUAGUAUAUACUAAAACAGUGGAUAGUGUUUUUCGCGCGCUCUGAUUGGCUACUCAAUCAGUGAAUAUCCUCCAGUACCUCCGAGCGAGCGACGCCAAACUCACGUAAGUUGCGAGCAAAAUGCCUUCCCGGUUUGCUGCCGUAAACAAACAAAGAAAUUUCACAACUAAUCAAGCAAGCUGUUUCCGAAAUACACGAAGAAGGUGACGAAGUUCGGAUUGGAAGUUUUAACAGGUAAAGAUUUGUCUUUUGGACACGAAUUUAUCGAUAAAACCGGUGAAAAAGUUUUUGUUUACAAAUGCAAAUUAAGUUUAAGUCUUGCUUACUUUAUUUAGUUGAGUUGUUUAUAAAUAAGCUUAAAACUGCAUUUAAUAAUCUUUUUUUUAUAGAAUGAUCUUAAAUACAAAAAGAAUUCACAACUCCUUUUGAAGAAAUUUCCCCGCAAGAACUAAACAAAUGCCUUCAAAAGUUUUAAUUGUCGGCAAGAAAAAGCGACGGCCGCAGCCGUCCGGUCAUUACGCGCCAAAAUUGUAAUCGUUGAGUUAAAAAUCGUCAUUUUUGUGCUCAAUUAUCUCACUGUUUUAGUAUAUACUAAAACAAUUAUUCACCUCAGUGUCGGUGGCUAGUCGUGGAUAUUUACCUCACUGCUUCGCAGUUCGGUAAAUACCCAGGACUAGCCACCUCCACAUCGGUGAAUAAUUGUUAUGUAUUAUGUUUCUCUUAUAUGGCAGUUCGUUUCAUUCACGAGAGCUUAUAACUCGACUCCGACAGUGCUUGUCUCAGCCAAUCACAGCACGACAGUAUCUGGGAAUUCAGCACCUACUCACAACGGAAUUACAACUUGGAUCGAGGUAACAUCUUCCCCGAACAAUAAUAAUAUUUAACAAUUAUUCCACGAGGGCGCGUUGGAUACGAGAUGAUAGAUAGCCAACGAGGCGCAUAGCGCCGAGUUGGCUAUAAUCAUUUCAUAUCCAACAAGCCCGAGUGGAAUAAUUGUUUUAUUAAAAACGCCCACAAAAUCUUGUUGAAUCGCCCCGACUAGAACAAACCGGAAAAGACAAGGGACUUCCGCUAUUGACGUGUCACACGUCUAUCAAAACUGUCAACGCGCGAACGGGCUCGCCUAGACUGCAUGAAUGAAAAAUCAAAACAUUGUGCGAUGAACAUUAGUUUUUUAAAAACUCAUCGUGAUUCUAGGAUUUUACAGAGCAGAACAGCUUUAAAAACCUGGCAGAUAAUGUGAAGGAAAGGAAUUUUUAAGUGACAGCCGUCGAAAUUACUAUGUAUUUGGAUUUUCCGUGCAGUUAUAAAAGUAAGAACAACGGAGAAAAACUACUGGUAUUACCUCGUCGCUUGUUAUGAAGUUGUUUGAAGCCACAAGCUGGUUUUGCUGAACGAGAAAAGAAGCUAUACUGCCGCCUCGAUUGCUCUAGUGAAUGGCUGCAUAGCCUGUAUUUGUAGCUGGUUACUUGUGAUUUAUAUUCUUGAUGUUGGAUAAACAAGCUGCAGUUAUCCAUCGGCGAGUGACUCGAUCGGCGAAUGGCUUCGCGAUCAUGAAGAAACAACACUUGUCUUCUUUCGUAGCUGGUCAAGGUACUUUAGUUCCAUGUGUUUUUCGACAAACUUUCAAACAAGCUCUUGUGGCUUUUUUGUUUGUUUUUGUCUUUUUUCUUUCGUUGAAAUUGCGUUUCUAGUAUUCUAAGAAAUGAAUUAAAACGAUUUGCUUCGGGCGCCGUUCUAUCCUUCGCGAAAAAAAACUGACGCGUACACCGACCAUAUAUGGAGAACAUGGUAUAUUAGCUCAUAUACCAUAACGGCUAAGCCAAUCAAAAUGCUAGAAUUGCAUUAUCCAAUGAUUCAGUUUUUAAUAAAUAGAUUUAGCCAGGGCUAAAAGCGUAGCUCUCGAUGAUAUUUAUGGUUUGCUCAAACAAAAUAUAAAAUCAUGUAAUGCUAAGCGGUGAAGGCAACGCCGGAGAACGGUGAAAGACAACAAUAGGUCUAAUUAGCAGAAAAGCAACUUUGCACGUGCAGCACACUUUUUUUUGUACAUUUCUUUGCCGUUGUUUUGCACGACUACAACGUGAAACUUCCAGAAACUUCUUAGUUACACGAUUUUUUCGUUCACUUUUUUUCACUGCCGCUCAUGUUCACCUUGCAUUGGCGGCCGCUAGCAUUUCUCAUUUUGUCACCGCCGUUACAAAAUUGUCAUGUUGUUCUUCCAACAAAAAAAUGUCUCCUUUGUUCUUUAUCUCUCGCUCUAAAUCUCUGUCGCACUUUUUCUCGUUGAGCUUCGCUGGCCUGCCGCCUACUUUCUCUUGCUCUAUAUUCCAAAGUUGUGGACAUGACAAUUAAUCUAAGCUUAAUACUUUAGAAAACACGGAUACAGAGACAAUUUCCGCUUUCCAUUUUCCUCUUCAUUAACUCUUUAGUUGUUUCUGCUUUACAAGACGCGGGUGGCUAUGCGAUUUCCCUUCAAAAUAACCAGGCUCGCGUUGGGUUGGGUUGCCAUACCUGUUGAUUGAGUUAUUUUACAUUGGCAUAACCUGAGAUCAGGCUCUAUUUUCGGUUCGCUUUUAAAAUUACAUUCCGGCGGGCAACGCGAAACGAAAAGAGAGCCUGAUACAAACCUUCUACGAAACGUCUGCCGCCCACUUUUUUGAUUGAUUGACAUUUGCCGAAUGAGCCAACCAAAAUUAUUUCCGUUGCUUGUUUUUCUAGUAUGCAAAUUUUCACGCGUGGGAAAAAUGCAGACUGGCUGACUUAAAAAAUAGCUUUUAUCUGUUAAUUUUUUCAGCUAAAAAUAAAACAGUCAGCACAAUCACAUUCUGUUCGCAUAGAGGAUAAAAAGUUUUUAAAAAGACGGCGACUCGAUGUCCUACUAGUUUUUUUGGCUAGGCGUGCUCGAAUUUAAAAUAGUGAAAUUUCUAUUUUUGUGUUGCCUCAUCCUCGGAGACCCAGGAGCAGAUAGUGGGGACGAGGGAAAGUCUAAACGGGCGGAAAAAUAGGGCACGAAGAAAAGUAAAGAACGGCGAGACACGAGGAGCCGCAAGCGGUGAUAUUUUUGCACGGCAUCUUGCGGCACAUCAAAAAAUUUGGAAUUGAAGGGCAAAUUCCUAGAGUAUCUUCGCCAGUUAAGCUAGAGAAAAGGUGUUAAAAAACCUCAGGAUCCAAACCAACACGUCAAUCAAAAUAUCACUUGGACCUUUUCGCUAAUGAAGAGCUAUCACGCGGCUAAGCUUGAAUUAGACGUAUAUUGAAAUAGGAACUCGUGUCAAUAAAGUAUCAGAAGUGAGUGGGAAUCGCUCCUGGUUGAAAAAAACUGGUUCACAGGGAUAUGCAUCUCUUCUAGUUAAGAGAAGGGAAUCAGACCUGCUUUUCAUGCAGGAACAGGUUUUCUUCGGGCUAACUACGAAACUUCAGCUUAUUUCACUCCUUGACAUUGUCAAAGCGCAUUUUAUAAAGAUAACUUUUUCCGCUUUAUCAGCUUGUUUUAUUUUCUAUUCCAUUAAUGUUUAACCUCCCUCAAAAAGCGAAAUAAUAUAAAUGCUGUUGUUAAAAAAGCGUUUUACCUUUUUGUUUUCGUGAAUUCGCUGCCCAAAGAUCACUAUGCUCAAAGGACAGGGCAAAAUUUCCUGGAGAGAGGCAUUAAUUUUUUUUUCCCACGAGGUUACAAAGAGGAAAUGCAAUGGUUAUUAUUAAUGUAACCAUCAGGUAUACUCCACCCACGAGUUUACGGACAGCAAAUGCAGUGAUUAUUAUUAAUGUAACCAUCAGGUAUGUUCUACCCACGAGGUUACAAAGAGAAAAUGCAAUGAUUAUUAUUAACAUAACCUUCAGGUAUGUUCUACCCACGAGUUUACAGAGAACAAAUGCAGUGAUUAUUAUUAAAUGUAACCGUCAGGUAUAUUCUACCCACGAGGUUACAAAGAGAAAAUGCAAUGAUUAUUAUUAACGUAACCUCCAGGUAUAUUCUACCCACGAGGUUACAAAGAGAAAAUGCAAUGAUUAUUAUCAACGUAACCUUCAGGUAUGUUCUACCCACGAGGUUACAGAGAGCAAAUGCAGUGAUUAUUAUUAAUGUAACCAUCAGGAAUGUUCUACCCACGAGGUUACAGAGAGCAAAUGCAGUGAUUAUUAUUAAUGUAACCAUCAGGUAUGUUGUACCCACGAGGUUACAGAGAGCAUGCAAAUGCAGUAACAAUUAUUAGACUUUAGUGCAACUAUCAAGUUGAGUUCCUCCCCGGGGGUACUGCCAUAUAUGGGCUAUAUGGGUAUGUGCCGCUGUGAAGGGUAUGGUUUUCAAACAGUUUACUCUAGGAUAGGGUAUAUAAAUCAGAGCGUUUGGGUCUAGAAUAGGGUAUCAUUUUUCACGAAACUGAUCAGUUGAUUGAAGAUUUUAUCUAGACUGGGGAAACAGCUACUCUAGGAUAGGGGGAUUUUGGGAGUUUACUCUAGUAUAGGGUAGCAAAAUUCAGCUGAACUAGCUCUAAUAUAGGUCAAGGGUUCCACGGUCCCAGCGGCACAUCCCCACCCAGAAAUUCCUAAAGUGCCCCCCCGGGUUCCUCCAUUGAAAGAGCUUUUUGCUAGGGUUAAACAAGUUUGGCUUUCAGGAGUUUCAAGGUGCAAGAAAUUAUCAGUAUAAUUAUAGCACACAAACAUUGUCAUCUAAUUUUUCGCACGUAGCCGGAAUAAGCCAAGAAAUGAAGCACAUAUAACGAAAAAUCGUCCUCAGAUGAUCUCCAUAUUAAGUAAAUUAUACUAAACGAUGCGAAAUUAUUGUUUGUAUCUGUCUUAUCCAUCGUAAAAGCGAGGGGUUAUCGCAUGACAUCCGGUAUAUUAAACAGAGGUAAUACUCACAGGUUUCACGAGUUGUAUGCACUAUUUUUCGCCGAGAAACAAAUUUAAACUUCAAUUCUUACCUUACAGUAGUCCGUUUUUUUACCUUGCAUUCGACAACAAAUCUGUUAAAGGCGAACAAAGCGAUUCCGGCACUCUUCUUUAUGAUGAUUAGCAAGCCGCAGGAACUGAAGCCGCUCCUGAAGUAAAAUCCACCGAUAUGCACGGCAUUCUCACUACAAGUAUAAACAAACGUCGCGGGGAAAAAAAGACGAGGAGGAAAAAAUGCCAGAUCUUCUCCUCGGCAAUGUAUUCCAGCUACCAUGCCGCGUAUCUCCAGAAGGUGGACUCGAAGUUGGACAAACCUUGUGAUUUUUUUUAGAAGCCCUUUCCGCGCAAACUAAUUUAUUCUGGCGCGAAAUGAAGAUUAACAAUAUGUAUACUGAAAUCUAAUCCACGACAAGAAGAUUUUCGCACUAUAGCGCGACAUAUGAAAUGCCUAUUUUUACAAGUACGCGGAGAAAGUGGUCCACUAGUUAAACUUUUUUAAGAUGAAUUUACUCCACAAAAGCAAAAUGAAAUGUUUUAUCUCUAUGUUGUUUACGUGCCUGAUUAGAAGGCAGAAGCAAAUUCAUCAUACAGACCCCAUCAAAAUAAAAGUACACGAAUGAAACGGAAUAAGUCUGGGACGGUUUAGUUUCUACUCAGCAGCUUCUUUGCUUUUAUAACAAAAAUUUAAUGUUGCAGUCUGUUUUAAACGUUGGCAUAUCAACGCGCACAGUCAUUGAAUGAAAACAACAGUCACGAUCACGUUCUUCGAAACCGACCAGACGCGCGCGACCUACCACUGUUAUGGUAAGAAUUAUCCUGACAGUGUUAAUUUUCCCGUGACAGUCUUCGCACUGAAGGUGUAAAUGGUAAACCGAACGGUCGCUUUAAACAUCAGAAAGACCUGUCAACUUUGAUGAUUUAACUGAUUAAAUUACGGGACAGAAAUUUUACUGCUUGCGACUCCUCGUCGAGCUCUUCUGGCCGUUCUUUACUUUUCUUUUGUGCCAUAUUUUUCUGCCUGUUUAGACUUUCCCUCGCCCCCCUAUCUGCCCCUGGGUCUCCGAGGAUAGUCUUGCCUUAAUAUUUUCCUCCACAAUUUUCCCCGAUCUUCAGUACAUAAAUCUUUAAAAACAAAAGCAAACAGCUAACGAGCGAGGACACCAGUUUUCCUGGUUUAUAUUUUACAAAAAGCGAAGGCAAACAACCAGUCUGUUAUAAUAAUGCCUACAUAAAUUCCUUGAACAGCGAUGCGAUAUUUUUCGUCUAACACUUCACAGUUGUCGAUUGAGGUUUCUUUCGCAGUGAGCCUCCGCUUGCGUACCCCGUUCAGAGAAGUCAUUCCCGGCUAAACUUUCAGAUGAAACCAGUUUUAAGGUGGACAGUAUUUUGAUUUGCACUCGUUUGUUAGUAAAUCCAAAGGCACCUUGUUAGCGGUCAACAACUUGCAGAGGUAUUCAACUCCGCGAUACACUCACAUCAUUUCCAUAAAUAAAGCAAAUCCUGAGAAGAUAUGAACAACCAUAUGAAUUUUCUGAAUUUCCAUGGCACAUAUUAAGGCAUAUUUUCCUACCAUAAGACCAUAAAACAAUAAAAAAGACAGCAAAAUCCAUCCUUCUCUCCGCCGCCGACGACGGAUCAUUCGCGAAAAGAACCACACACGUGAGGAAAAAGCGCUUUCAACUUCCGGCGUUUCCGACAGCCAAUCAGAUCUUGUGGUGUUGUUCUAACAGCCAAUCAGCGUUACGGCCAAAAUCUGGCCGUAACGAGCACAAACGUGAGAGAGUUUGUAUCAGGCCCAAUUUUAGCGGUAGCUGUUAGAGAAAAUGUAUGAGAACCGCUAAAAUUGGGCCUGAUCUCAGGUUAACAUUGGUAUGCCUGUUGUGCGGACGGACGGUCGGCGGUCGGUGUACGGUCACGUGAUUACCAAAUUUUGGUGGAUGGGUAGUUUACCACAUUUUCUUACCCAUGGUGCUCCGCUGCGCGCUUUGCGCGCGAGAGCUCCGCUAAAACUGAACAGAGACACGCGUUUAAGAUGAUAUAUAGGUCGAUAAUAGGUGUGGCGCAUUUCAAACGUUUAUACACCAUAUAAUUAUUUUAUCUUUUAUACCUUUGUUCUCUCUAAAGCUUCCAAUCAUUUAAUUAUCUAUAGGUCUUAAUACUUUAAUAAAACCAUGGUGUUUAAAAGUUACGGUGAAUUUGUUCGCAUUUCUAUCUCACGUAAAACGACGUAGGAGAAAGGUUUUAAAAACAUUCUGACAUUCAAUACAUGUUAACGCAGUUGUUUAUGACUUCAAUUUCAAUUGUCCUAAGCACGUAAAGUGUUUAUUUUUACCAGAACAUGAAUACCUCGGGAUUCAGAGCCUGUGUCAAGGAAUUAUACGAGACCAGAUAUGAUCCCUUUUCCGUCAGUUAUGCUGUGCUAACAGGUUUGUAUUACAGUGUACUACCCAGUUAAUUUUAUGAGUAGUUUUUAGCAAGUGAAAGCGGAAAAAUUUUCUUUGUUACCGGAUGGAUUUAUCUGGAAAUACUUUGGAAAUUCCCUCAACUAACACAAGUCGAUGGUUUGCAAGUCAUACCGGGGUCAAGAGAGUGUAUCUCAUCUGUUUAUAUAUCUAUAUAUAAAAACAUUCCAAGCCGAUUUUCCCAACUUUCGAGGAAUUCACUCCUGAAAACGUUCGUAAAGGAUAAAUAACGAGGAUAAAAGAUCCUGCUGGAAAACAAAAUUAUCAUUCUUAAAACAAUCGUUAGAGCCUUGUUUUUCUUUAAAAUUCGAUGCCAUCUCUUGGAAAAAGUGAUCUUCUCCCUCUGCGUGACGCCUUUUUUUCGCAUCACUGUCGUACGAGUGCUACAAAUGAGAUGUUGCUAACGAGAAACCAUAUCUAACAAUCCGGUACAAGUUAUUCAUAUAUUAUCUUUGUGGGGUUACGUUUAAUUUGCAGACAUCUGUGAACCUGGUUGGAACUAUUUCAAUGGCUUUUGCUAUUUCACAAGUAAGACUUGUGAAAACUGGACCACAGCACGGGACAAAUGCCGACAAGAAAACUCGUUUCUUGUUGAUGUUCAAAACAAUGAAGAAAAUGUGUUUUUACAGCAUCUUCACAAUGGAGCAAAAUCCUGGCUAGGAUUGAAUGAUAUUUUCACAGAGGGUUCCUUUUCUUGGGUAGAUCGUGGUGCUGGAAACUUUACAGCUUGGGCCAAAAACCAACCAAACAAUUUUCGGGAUGAGGACUGUGUACAUACUCUUGGUGUUGAAUAUAAAUAUGAAUGGAAUGACGUAAAAUGCAGUGACUGUCAUCAGUUUACUUGUAAGAAAGGUGAGAAAAAACCGUCUUGGCUAGUCCCGUCACUUGCUGCAGGCGAACCCACCCUUUCAAUUUCUACCUGUUCAUGCGACUUACUUGAAGGUCCCACUCUUUCCGAGGCAAAGGCUAUGUGUUUUCUUCAUUUAUUUUACUGAAGACCCUAGGAAUUGAACCUCCUUUACCCGUUUUGCAUUCCACCCAAAGUUAUAGCGUAACAGCGUUGACAUGCUAAAAUAGCGCUACGUAGUGUUAGUUAACUCCCAUGGGAGCAUCUUAAUGUCGGUAUAUCUUAUCACGCGACAGUAAACGAACGAAUAGGGCAGAAUGGUAUUCAAUUAUAGGCAGUGCCCAAAAGGAACUGUUAGUAAAGUGGGGUUGAUGAUAUAUGAGAGUGGGACACAGAACAGUGUCGGUUGUCCUUAUCAACCGGUUGCUGUAUUAAGCGGCGUUGGUCAUUUUCAGAGAAAAUACAUGAGGGUUUUGUCGGGACAAACGAAAGUGUCCGUAUUAUGCAGGUGUCCGAAGAGCGGGAUUCCACUGUAAAAUCUUGAGACGGACUCUUUCUGAAUAGAACUCUUAUCCUGAGGCGUCACUUUAUGAGUCGAAAGCCUGGGAAAUAAUAAGCUAUCAGCAAGAAAAAGAAUGAGCUUGUUUCUCCUUUAUUUUCUUAAAAAAAAGCAUGGGUGCUUUCAAGAUAGAGUAUUAUAUUUAAAGAGGUUAGUAUGAUCAGUAUUUUUAAAUCGACAGAUCUGAAUGAAUGCAGUAGGGACCAGUACUACUGCCACCAGCUCGCAAGCUGCACAAAUUAUCGUGGCUCAUUCACUUGCUCCUGUGAUCAAGGCUACUAUGGAGAUGGCUUUCAAUGCGGCUCUGGUAUGAUCUUUCGUUUCUUUUAAUUCUUAAGUGUUUAACAAAAUUUAACUUGAUUCACAAGAUUGUUUGUAGCCGAUAUUAAUGAAGUCUUUUUGAAAAAAAAAAAAAGGUCGAGCGCAACUUCCCAUUAUUUUCCAAAAUGGUUUCAAAGGCCAUUGUUCUCGUAGAGAAAAGAUUAGUCUGUAUUCUGUCUGUUCCAGCAGCUAAAUAUAUAGCCUGCGAAAACAGCCGUUUCUUCUCGCUGCUCGGCUGUUUUCGCAGGCUACUAACUAAGCCGAAUUUUCGCCUGUUAAGCUGAUAAUGAUAAUGAUAACAAAAGUCUUCAUUCAAGGUUUUAAACAAACGUUAAAACUUACAAGAUCCAUUAUAAAGGAAGAUACAGCUGUCUAAGUGUUAAUUACAAUCUAUUUAGAAUCAAAGAGACCUCUGUUUACAAGGUCUUUCUUAAACCUCUCUGUAUUAACUCGUGGGAUCUGGCAAGGAUGCGACCUACCAAAAAGGCAUGUCAUCUGGGCCAGUGGCAGUCCUUUUCACAUGCGCUAAUGCCUUGAAGACCAAUAUUUCAUGAAUCACAGGAACUUUAUGAAGCUCAGGCAUAAUCUCCAGCAGGGCAGGUUCGACAUAAUUUAUGACUGUGUUGAUUGACUGAAAGUGAGUGUUAAUAUCGUUCACAUUGAAUUAAGAUGAGAGAUUCAUACUUGAUCCAACACGUCCAGUUAAUUUACCAAUCAUUUUCCACCAACAUUUGCUGCCCAUGUCAUGUUUUUGAUUGUUAACCUUAGUCAGAUUCAGCCGAUUCUCUUUAAUAAGCUGGGUUGCAAGAAACCAGCCUCCUGUACCAUCCCUUUCCUCAGAAGGUUAUUUCUUUUAGACAGAAGAUGUUUUAACAAAGGUGACAUGACGGAAGGGUCUUAAGAUGACAUUUUUACCCGUAUAGAGGGAAAGCUUUCUUGAACUUUUCAUGGGCCAUACAAUAAAACUUGGCAAUAGCGAUGUUGAUAUCAUUUUCAGCAAGGACAGGAGACUAAUCAGUAGCCUGCAGUUUCUAUAGCAUCAAGCUCUUACGAUUGUUUCGGGCGUAAAUAAAUUCAACGUGGCAGAUCUCACCGGGGGAUUCCGUACCCUGGGGAAAAUGAAUACACUGGAAUGAUCAGAUUUAGUCACACUCUUCGAAGUACACACUUUCCCAAUUAUAUUCGGUGUAUUUGUCAGAAAUACAUCCAAAAUACUGUCAUUCCUUGUCGGAGUCUUGACAAGUUGCGAAAAGCCACUUUGUUGUGUGAGAGAUUUCAAAUCAAGUUUAUUAAUGUCACCAGCAAUAAUUAACCUCGCAUUCGGUGGCGUGGCAAGAAUGCUUUGGCAGGAAUUUAUUAAAAAUUCAAUAAAAUCAGUUUCGUAAUAAUCAUUUUAAAGGUCGGUGGAUGGUAAGCCGAGGCAACAAAAUAAUCGUGAUUGGUCGUAGAUACCUUUACCCACAAACAUUCGUACUCGUUGCCACAUACAUCUAUCUCCUUUUCCAGUCCUAACUGCACAGAAUGGCAACUUUACCGCCCCUCUUGAUUGCUCGGUCCUUUCGAAGCAUUAAAUAUCCGUCUGGCGUAACAAGUGAGCUGUCAAUAUCAAGCCAAUGCCAAUGCCAAUAGCCAAUGCCUCAGAUAAGCAGCAAUGAUCAAUCGAAUCACUCAUCAGCUCACGUUGUAGUUGUUCCCGAGCAAAUUUUUUCACAAGCUUGCGAACAUUUAGUACCAGGCACGUAGAUGUCAUCCUGGGCAGACUUGCACAAUUAGUUGACUGUACACAGGAAAGAACUCGUAUCCGUUCACCAACACCCGUACGGAAGGAUGAAUAAUUAAAUGUGUCUCUCCGCGCUGAUUUACGAACAGGAAUACGACGUGUACCUCCACGAGACCCCCAGCAAAGAACAUAUUUUUAGUGAGUGUAGCACAGGAUGCGAUGGAACACUGCGACCAAGACGUACAACAUUGGCUCAUUCUUCCAAUGUGAAUGCAUUGCCUAUUGAGAUAUGAAGCACUUUGAAAGUUCAGAGAACACUCGAACAAGGACUCAAAACGAGCACCCACCUCCUGAAAUUCCACACGAGAGACGUGAAAAUCCGAGGGUUCCUGCGCGAGUUUAUGACGUUGAGGGUGGGGUAGUUUGUUCUAAAAAUAGCACAUUUAGCUAUUUCGAUGGAACCGCGUAGAUCCUGCGCUUGCGGAAUGCUCCCCCGAUUAUGGCUCGUGACAAUACAGAUUCUCUUCGAAGAAAUUAUCUAAGCGUAUUGGUAUGUUGAAUAGGAUUAAGUCGUAUCUUUCUAGAAGAGAGAGUCUGUUACUCUACAAUUAAUUGCCCGUUUUAUUGUUGUAUUGUUUUGUGUCAUGGAAAGUGUGCAAUAAGGAAAAUAUGAGCAAGAUCUUCAGGCUCUAGAAACGCUGGAAUAGAGUUAUCCUAGAUGACAAGCCACGACAUUCUACAGUGGACCUGUUUAUUAGGCUUAAUUGCAUUUGGUUACCCUUUCUAACUUCAAUCGGACAUUAAGAAGUGCUUUUUUACUUAUAAGUGCGCAAUAAGACGCCUGGGUAUAUAAAUCAGUUACUUAGGCUCAGCAGUAAGCAUCACAGCUAGGAGCGUACACCUGAGUUUAACUACACCGUGCUAUGCGAGGGAAAGAGAGGCCGGCCGCUCUUUUUCUGUUAUGGCAAGCGAAAUUUGGAAUAGCUUGCCUCUAAUAUUAAGAACUUCUAGUUCAAUUGACGUUUUUUAAAAACAGUUUAUACAAAUAUGUUCUGUCGUUUCAAGAAACGCUCACGCAGCUGCCCUCGUUGCAGUUCCAAAGUUGUAGUUUUUAGACUUUUUCUAUUUGUACAUAAUAUAUGUAGUUACCAGGCGUAUAUAUGAUAUAUUGAUUGACUGAAAUUUUUCCAAGCCGCAUGCUCAGGUUGGAGCCACGUAUACUUAAUACGCUCACUCAGGUUAGAUAAGAAUAUGAUAACAGAAAACAGAAACCACGAGCCGUUUUUUUUUUUUUUUGGCCUUUUUGGCCAUUAUUUUUAUUAAAAAUUACAUUACCCGUCCUCGUAAUUAGCGUAAGAAAUCAACAUCUCAUAAUCCUUACAACAAUACAACUUCUACUAUGCAGAUGAUUUUCUCCUUGAAAUAUGGCAGCCAUUACAGUCAAACCAGGUCAAGCGUUCCCGUCGCUAACAAACUAAUGAAUUCAUUAAUGGCAAAAUGAUUUCGUUUGUUGAUUCAAUAAUCCAAACAUAAAAUGAAUAAUCCAACAGUCAAAUUGUACCUCGAUUCAAUAAUCAAAUGUUGAUUUGGUUUAUGAACAAAAUCUACCUGUUCUUUAUUCUUGUCUGUUGUGUUCAAUCGUAUUUGCUUCCCUUUUCCUGCUGUUUACGAUUGCGUUUUUCAUUGCCUUUAAUCAAAAUAACAGCUAGAAUAGACAGACCGCAAACGCAAAGAAACUGACAAAGGCCGAGGAUCGAAAUCCACCAAUCACCGCACAUACACUGACCUCAGUUUGACCGUCGUGUUUUCUAAGAGGUCAGGCCUAGGUCUGUUGCACUGAUUACUGGCAGCAAACUGGCGUACAGUUUGUUUGGGUUUGGACUUCAAAACUCGCCAGCACUCGACUCUCAGAAAAAAAAGAGGGAAAAACAAAAUUCUGAGGUCAACUUAUGGAAAGUGUAAUUUUUCAAAAAACAGUAAUCGAAUCAACAUUCGAUUAUGGAAUCGAGGCUAAAUAUGACUAUUGGAUUGUUCAUUUUAUGAAUGGAUUAUUGAAUCAACAAACGAAAUCAUUCUUCCGUGAAUGAAUUCAUUAGUUCGUUAGCGACGGGAACGCUUGACCUGGUUUGACUGUAAGAGUAAAUAGCACCAUUAAAAUGGGAGGUUCACUGUGUUCGUUUCACUGCAUCAAGACGACAAAAGGGCAAUUUUGGCUUCAAAUGAUCAUUUUGCGCGAAGGGGCUGGGGUGAAUUUCAAGACCAUUGGAUUACAAAGUGGUAGGCGAAACUGCCGUGGCAAUAAUAUGCGCAGUAAACGAUGCGCAAUGUAAAACACAUGACAGGACGCACAGAGCCCCGACUGUAAGUACCGCAUACGAAUCCUUAGUACAUACAUUGUACUAGCAUUCCUAACAUACCUUCACCCAAGUCGCACUGGCUUUUCUUCCCCCAGAGACCAGUGAGGCGUCUUAAUCCAUUAUUAUGUCAAGAAUGAUGUCAUUACAUUGAAAACAAACCAGAAAAUGCCGGUAGCAAAGAAAAGAAGACUUGAAUAGAAGAAAACGCCGACUGAAUAUGAUCCGCAAAAACUCUUCUAAGAGUCUUUGUUUGAGUGUCGCCUUUGAACACAUUAAAAUGUAUUCAAACUAAGACCCAGUGGUUCAUUCAAUAAACAUUAAGUAAAAUCGCAGUGAAGCAGUCUUUGUAAAACACAACAUUUUUGAUAGGCGAGAUUGUCAGAGAUGAGGAAAUCACGGGGAAAUCAUCAGGGUAUAAAAUUUUUACAAGUGUUUUGAAUCGGCGUAAUGCGUAUUUGCUUUAAUACGAUAGACCGUAGUAGACUGCUAAAAGGAAGCAGAGCAUAAUUAGUACAUAUUUCAGUGCGAAACCAUAGCACCGAAUCAGCACUGCACAAGGUACAGAAUGAUAUUUUGUUGAAUAUGGAGGCGCAAAAGGUCACUUUGUUAGUUCUCCUUGACCUUAGCGUUGCUUUUGGCACUGUUCGACACGAUGCUCUUCUAAAUCGUUUGAAGUCGAGAUUUGGUUGGAUGGCAAGGCACUAGAAUGAUGGCAAGGCAUUAGAAUGGUUUGCGUCGUACCUUGCGGAUCAUACACAGCGUGCCACUGUAAAUGAUGGCCUGUCACCUGCUUUUCCUCUCAGACAAGGAGUUGCUCAAGGGAGUUGUCUCGGGUCUCUUCUGUUUACGGUCUACACCAGUAAGCUGUUUGAUAUCGUCAGCAAGCACCUCCCAAGUGUACACUGCUACGAAGAGGACACACACCUGUAUUUGGCAUUCAGUCUUGAUGUGCAAGGGGAGGACGAGGCCGCGCUAAAUGCUAUGUGUGACAGCAUACAUGACUUGAGGAACUGGAUGAUUGAAGACCGACUGAUGUUAAACGAUGAUAAGACUGAACUGAUGCUUAUAGGUACUAGGCAACAGUUACAGAACGUCAACUUGAAUGGCAUUACUGUAGGUGACACAUUUGUGGAGGCGAAAUCAGUUGUGCGAAAUCUUGAGUCAUGGUUUGAUCGUAAUCUAGAUAUGUCAUCCCACAUAAGUAAGCAAUGCGCCUCGGCAUUCUAUCAUUUGCAUAAUAUAAGUCGGAUCCGUAGGUUUUUAAGUACAGAUACCACUAAAUCCCUCGUACAUGCGUUUGUUACCUCGCGCGUAGAUUAUUGUAAAAGUCUUUUAUAUGGCUUGCCAGCUUCUCACCUGAAUAAGGUUCAGCGCGUUUUAAAUGCCGCAGCAAGACUGGUUUGUCGCGCGCCACGCUACUGUCGCAUAACGCCGUUGCUGUACGAGCUGCACUGGCUACCGGUUAGGCAACGCAUUAGUUUUAAGAUUCUACUAUUUGUUUUUAAGGCCAUCCAUGGAUUCGCGCCAACGUAUUUAAGAGAACUUGUGUCAAGUAAAAGAUCAGGAAAUUAUAAUUCAAGAUCCUCCUCGGAUGGUUUGUUGCUUGCAACGCCAGCUUAUAGAAGUAGGGUUACAUUAGGAGACAGAUCAUUCCAGGUCGCAGCUCCGGCCCUUUGGAAUGUAUUACCGCGUGAGAUUCGUUCUAUUACUGAUCUAGGGAUUUUUAAGUGCCAUCUGAAAACGCACCUCUUUAGGGAAGCUUUAAUAAUUUUUAUCACUAUAAUUACUAGUAUCUUAACAUAUGUUGUUUAUUUUAAUUUUAUCAUAGUAUAUUUUAAAUAAUUAGCAGUUGGAUACCCUGUAUUAAAUUAUUAUAGAUCGAAAUCAUGGAAAGCGCGCAAUAUAAGAAUUAAGUUAUUAUUAUUAUAGUUAUUAUUAUGCGAAGAGCUAGGUAAGGAUAUUUCGAACACGCGUAUUUCGAAAUCCGUAAUUAAUUUAUUCGGCGCCCUUUAGUAUCAUGUAAGUGCCCGUCUGAGGACUUACGGGCUCUCCCUUGAGAUCCAUCGAAAGAUACUCGUCUCUCUCAGUCUUGUUAAAAACAAUCUAAGGAGGUCUUGAAACUGACUGCAGUAAAUUAAAUUAUUUCUUUCUCUUCACUAUCAAUUGUUCUGUUAAUACUGAGUUAUAAUCUAACUACCAUAAAUUAGCUGUAUUCGAUUUUGAACACACCCUCUUAAACAGUUUCCAAAGUGCACUGUUCUCUUCCAACCCUUCGCGAAGGGUUACCGAUGCAUAAAACCCUAAACACACGCUACUCUUAAAAUCAAAAUUCUAUUUACAUCAUUGUUUAUACGUAAAAUGUAAGGGACUCUAUUCCACUCACCUAUUUAUUAUUCUUCCAUAAAAACCCGGCAUGAAAAUCGCACGAGUCAGUAUUGAUUCAUUAAAAUUCCUGACGCGCCAGUUUCCACAAGUAAGAAAAUUAAGAGGAGUUAGUUUAAACUAGCAAUAUGAGUAGAAUAUGUUACAUCGAACUGUAUGGGACGCGCCCCGCUCGCUAGCUCGAAAAAAGAAGUUAGUUUUAGACUAGGAACAGGAGUAGAAUAUGUCACAUCGAACUGUAUGGGACGCACCGUCCGCCAGUUCGAAAAAGAAGUUAGUUUUAGGUUACAAACAGGAGUAGGAUAUGUUACAUCGAACUGUAUGGGACGCGCCGUCCGCCAGUUAGAAAAAAGAAUUUAAUUUUAAACCAGAAACAGAAUUAGGAUAUGUUACAUCGAACUGUAAUGGACGCGCCGUCCGCCAGUUCGAGAAAGAAGCUAGUCUUAGACUAGGAACAGGAGUAGAAUAUGUUACAUGGAACUGUAUGGGACACGCCGUCCGCUAGUUCGAAAAAGGAAGUUAGUUUUAAACGAGAAACAGAAUUAGGAUAUGUUACAUCGAACUGUAUGGGACGCGCCAUCCGCCAGUUCGAGAAAGAAGCUAGUCUUAGACUAGGAACAGGAGUAGAAUAUGUUGCAUGGAACUAUAUGGAACGCGCCGUCCGCUAGUUCAAAAAAGGAAGUUAGUUUUAAACCAGCAACAGGAGAAGUACUUUCUAACUGACACUUUAUAAAAAGCUUGUGACCGCCUCGCGCUUCAAAAAAUGGCCACAGCCGUCUCUGUUGAGUCCCGCGCCCAAAAUCAAAGCUUCGUGUCCAUUGAAAAUUAACUUAGGGUUGGGGCUUAAGCCGGUUCAAAACUAGAAGAGUAUUUUUGUUAGGAUUGAAAAGGUCUGGCUUCCCGCGCAAAAUACAUAACACAGGAGGAAACGAACAUGUUGCGAUCUAGCACCUCUUCCAUAGCUCAAACAUUCUUACGUUUGUGUCAACAUUCUAGCUCAUUCUCUUGAUUUGGCCAAGUUUUCUCACGUAAAAAUAUUAAAAUGUUAAAUGACAAUGAUUUUUCUCUCAUGAGGUUAAUAACAUAGGAACGUAAUGUGUUAUUCAGCCCUAGAGCCAGGAGUACCCAACGAACAUUUUUCGCAAAAUUGAUUAUACGAUGUCGUAAACGCUAGCAAAGUGCUUUUACGUCAACCCAUGUUAAUAUUUAACUUUCCUGGGAAAAAAAUACCCGCUCUUCACUGCUAGCCAGCAAGACUUUCAGAAAAUAAAAAUCCCAGCCAGCAAUCAUGUUUGACGGUUUUUUGCCAGCCAGCAAGGUUAAAAAAACAAAAAUUACGCAAUCCCAGCCAGAGUGAAACGGAAUUCGGUGUUUGCCAGCCAGCGGUAGCGGAAGUAAGUUAUGAGCCAGCCAGCAAAGUUUCAUUUAACACAUUGCCAAGAAAAACAUGUAAGUCAGUAGGCAAGAUCUGUUUUACGUCAAAUUUACAUAAUAUAAAAAGAAAAGCGUGUUUAACCUGUUUCACCCUUUUAUCUAGUUGUCGGUUUUUUUUUUUUUUUUUUUUUUGAUAUAGGGAAAAGAUCAGUGUAUUUGUUUAGUAUAUAUUAUUCCCUAUCCCUAAGAAUUACAUAACAAUAAAAUAACAACUAAAGACAUUCAGCGGUACUUACAGUUUUGGAAUGUGGACUUGAGGAGUAGUCUUGAGUUUUUGCCAGGUAAACGAUAAAAAGGAAGAUCCCGAACUUUGUCCAUAACACAAUAACACGUAAAAAAAAGUGAUCAUCGCAAAGCCUUAAGGCCAACUUUUUCCAACGAUAAUCGACUGAGGUGAAAUAAAGUUUAAGAAUAAACAACAUAACGAGUAAGCUCGAUCCACGUGUGGUCUCCUCUGCAAAAUCACCCCAAAUUCAGUGUAGACACAUGCUUAUCGCCAGCAUUGUAUGCCGUGCCUACUGUUACUCCGCAAAAAGUCUACACCAGAACUAAUAGAAAGUUUCGAGUAAACAGGCUUUCCGUUGGAAACUUCUAACCACUACGGCUGAAAACCACGAACCCACAAAGUAAGGUAACGUUUGCGGUCUUUAACUCGAGUUUCAACGUGGGGAGGAUGGUUUCCUCUUUCGUCAUUUACGUAAACGCCUGACUACAAACAAGGACCUUUCUGUUGCAGUAAAAAAAAACAAUACUGUCCAUGUUUUCAAAUACGCUAUGGCAACAGUUUACUUUUUAAAGCCAGACUGAUAACGUGUUCUUGUAGUAUUUUUCUCCGCACUAGUAAGAGCUUGUCAUCCUGAGUUUGAUCUUACUCACUCAUUUUUUCUGUGGUCAAGAAGCCAUAAUGGUAUGUCGUCAGACAAUCACCACAAAAGUUUCGCAGCAAAAGCCAGUAGUCGUAGGUAGUCAGUCAGGCAAUCACCGUAAAAGUUUCACACCAGAACUGGUGCAAAGUUUCGCAGCAAAAGCCAGUAGUCGUAGGUGGUCAGUCAGGCAAUCACCGUAAAAGUUUCACACCAGAACUGGUGCAAAGUUUCGCAGCAAAAGCCAGUAGUCGUACGUGUUCAGUCAGGCAAUCACCGUAAAAGUUUCACACCAGAACUGGUGCAAAGUUUCGCAGCAAAAGCCAGUAGUCGUACGUGUUCAGUCAGGCAAUCACCGUAAAAGUUUCACACCAGAACUGGUGCAAAGUUUCGCAGCAAAAGCCAGUAGUCUUAGGUGGUCAGUCAGGCAAUCACCGUAAAAGUUUCACACCAGAACUGGUGCAAAGUUUCGCAGCAAAAGCCAGUAGUCGUACGCAGUCAGUUAGGCAAUCACCGUAAAAGUUUCACACCAGAACUGGUGCAAAGUUUCGCAGCAAAAGCCAGUAGUCGUAGGUGGUCAGUCAGGCAAUCACCGUAAAAGUUUCACACCAGAACUGGUGCAAAGUUUCGCAGCAAAAGCCAGUAGUCGUACGUGUUCAGUCAGGCAAUCACCGUAAAAGUUUCACACCAGAACUGGUGCAAAGUUUCGCAGCAAAAGCCAGUAGUCGUAGGUGGUCAGUCAGGCAAUCACCGUAAAAGUUUCACACCAGAACUGGUGCAAAGUUUCGCAGCAAAAGCCAGUAGUCGUAGGUGGUCAGUCAGGCAAUCACCGUAAAAGUUUCACACCAGAACUGGUGCAAAGUUUCGCAGCAAAAGCCAGUAGUCGUAGGUGGUCAGUCAGGCAAUCACCGUAAAAGUUUCACACCAGAACUGGUGCAAAGUUUCGCAGCAAAAGCCAGUAGUCGUAGGUGGUCAGUCAGGCAAUCACCGUAAAAGUUUCACACCAGAACUGGUGCAAAGUUUCGCAGCAAAAGCCAGUAGUCUUAGGUGGUCAGUCAGGCAAUCACCGUAAAAGUUUCACACCAGAACUGGUGCAAAGUUUCGCAGCAAAAGCCAGUAGUCGUACGUGGUCAGUCAGGCAAUCACCGUAAAAGUUUCACACCAGAACUGGUGCAAAGUUUCGCAGCAAAAGCCAGUAGUCGUACGUGGUCAGUCAGGCAAUCACCGUAAAAGUUUCACACCAGAACUGGUGCAAAGUUUCGCAGCAAAAGCCAAUAGUCGUAUGUAAGUCAGGAAUGUUUUGUUUUGCAGUCAGACAAUCACCUAUAAAGGCAUAUAACCUUAUGUCGUGCAUGCGAUGGUCGUGUGACAUCUAUAAGUUAUAGAAUCGAAGCGCAGUUGAAACAAAUGUAAGUAAGAUCACACCAAGGAAGGCACGCUUAUUUUGCUUUGGGUACAGAGAGACCCACCAAAGUAAAAUAAAUGCAGCAAUACCUUUAUCAGUUUGCUUGAAGCGACCGUCAUAGUAAAUUUGCGAACAGCAACAGUACUUCAGUUUUAAUACAGCUACAGAAAAAUUCUUGUAGCUUUUGGCAAUAAGAUAAGCUUAGGUGAAACCUUCUUCGGUACGUUUAAAAAUCGAGUGGAGGACGGCAAACGUGACGUAACUGCGUCCUACUGCGUAUCUCGCGCUUCGCGCUCGCGCCUCUAAACAACCCUAAGCACCUUAAUGACGCCUUUUGCGCAGGCUACGGUUGAGUUGUGAGGGCGAUUAUUUUGUAGAAAGCAAUAACUUCAUGAUAACCAGAAGAAAAUAAAAACUCCAAAGAAAAAUAUCCUGUUCUUCACGACAAAUGGUUGCAAAAAGAACAACCUAGUUGUCUAUUAAUUUGUUUAUUCAAUAGUCCAGUUUAAACCCUGCUUGCAGCAAUUUUAGGAAAAUAAGUAAAUACUGUUCACAUUUGUAAUUUUCUUUCAUUUUUUGGCAAGAAAAUUGUAAACUAUUUUUUAUUCUUUUUUUCUACAUCGGCCAAAGAGCCUCUCAAACGUAACCAUGGCCGGUAACGCCCGCUGUCAAAAUUGAGGUCCUACAGCCGGGAAACAUCACCAAAAAUAUGUAAUCUGAGUCACUGUGUUCGAAGAUAUGAAUAAAUUUGCUAUCAGAGCUCUUACAAUUUAUACGAUAAAAAGCUUUAAGAGCAAGAAAUGCGUCAGCGUCAAAACAGAUACUGGUAUGAAAGUCAAAGAAUGAUAGCCGUUCGGGAUUUACCCCGCUAUACUACAAUUUAUAUACUACACAGACGUUAGCAUUGAAAUGCAACGGCACACUUGGAUGUUGCCUUUUUUAAAAACAACAGUUACUAUAACGGACGCGAAAUACAUCAAUAUACGGGUAGUACAAAUGUAAAAUCUUCCUACCUUUUCUGAUCCUAACAGAUACCUGUGCAGUUGCUAAACGCCUUCCAAAUGACCAUAGAUCGAGGAGGUUUCCCGUCCCGGUGAGCACAUAAGAAAAGAGAAAUUGGUUCCAACGGAAAUAUUCCUGAGCGCGCAAACCUGGACAAUUAACAUUGCAAAUGAGCAUACCGAAUGAAAUCAGUUCUGAGUUCACUCCGCUAAGAGGCCAGAGUGUAUUAUUUAUUGGAGAGAGUUUUUGUAUUCAAUCGUCUCAAUAUUUGAUGGCAUUUAUGUGCCUUAGCGAAUGUUCUUAAUGCGAUACACAUGCACGGCAACCUGACAAAGAAACACAACCAUUUUGCUUACCUUUUGGCCGCGUUAACACCAGGUUUAAAGUAGAACGUAGGCCAGUAGCUGAUAUGUAGACAGGCAUAUUAAAACACGAACACACAAAAGUGUUUUCUAUAAAGGAUCGACAGCGAAACGACUACAAACAAAGCGGUGAGCGGUGCUUGACUCAACUGUGUCAUUUUCUCACUACGUGUAUCUUUUACAAGGUAUUCACAGCAGGACGUUUUGCUUAUUACACACCCAAACAAAUUUCCGUUUUCACAGGCAAAAGGUGUCAUUUCCACAGCUCGCGUGGGGUGAUUUCCACACGCACUUACUUGCUUCGCCCGCUCUAAUAUCCAUAUAAAAAAUUACAGUGCGAUUGCCAGGAGAAAAAAUAUACCUUUUUAUCCAGCCAGAACCUGCAUAAAUUUUUCAUAUUUUCAGCUAGCAAGGUGCUCAUUCAGAUUUCCCAGCCAGCUAACUAGCCAAUGUUUUUUUUUUCCAGCUAGCUCAAAUUCUGCCUGACGAGCGGGUAUUUUGUCGAGCGGCUCCGUCGGGUACUCCUGUAGAGCAUUUGUUAUGUCUGGCAGCUCAGAAUUCUUGGGAAUCGUCGAGGCCAAGCAAAUGAACCACUGAACAAGGCAAUGUCCAUAAAAAUAUAUCACACUUAACAAAGCGAAGAAACCUUUAUCGAAUGUUACCGGAUCUGCGAAAAAGCGAAUCGAAUUUAUGGAGUCAUACAAUUACUAUGCACAAGCUAGCGUCAUAUCAUAAUAAAGUCGCAGCGAUACUACAUUUCUUUACUGUGGAACGGUUGUUUUCGCCGAGAAACUAAUUAAAAAUUUCAAUUCUUACCUCAGAGCUAUCGUUUUUUUUACCUUCCUUUCGCUAACAAUGAGAAAAAUCCAGCAUCCUUCCUUGAUAUUAGGCCACAUGUAUUAGUUGUAGCCGAGUGUGAACAUCCACUUCACAUUCUGAUCUAUUCUCACUACGUCCAAAUAUAAACAAUUCCCGAGAAAAAGAAGCGACGAGGAGGUGAAAUGCUAGAUCCACGCCAAGGCAAUGUACUCCAGUAACAAAGCAGGCGUUGUGGGGAACCGAUUGAUUUUAUGUACUUUAAAAGCGCGCAAACAGAAUUAUUCUGGCGCGAAAUGAAGAUUAUCUUGCAAUGUAUACUGACAUUUAAUACAUUGAAAAGUCUCGCCAUGACACAGAAAUGUUAGCACUUUCGAGGAGUGUGAAAUAUUAAAUGGGAUUAUGUGCCCACAAAGCUUAUAACUUUGCAUAGUGCUGUGCUUCCAGUAAAAACCCUAUGCGUCCUCUCAUGAAGGAAACACUAAUUUGACUUCUUGUUUUUUGUUGCUGUUUUUUUUUCUAGGGGAACUGAAACACUCCAAAAUUUUGGGAAAUAAUGAAAACUACUUAAAGUAUUUAAGGAACUGGCUCAAACCAGUUGCUCAGGGCAAAUCUUUACGAUGGAAGUGUUGUUGGCGUGCGUCCUUGGACGGCUGGGCUGCCAGUACUUUUCAUAGCCGUUGUGACAAUAAAGGACCAACGGUAACAAUCAUAAGAGUCGGCGGGAAAUACAUAUUUGGAGGCUACACCAGCCUCUCAUGGGGUAAGUGGUUUGUUUUUUUCCAAAACUGGGCAUAUCAGCAUGUAAAAUUAUCUAAGGAAUUAUUUGAAGUGGAAAAAGUCAUUUGUGAACUUACGCAACAGGACUGGAGAGGGAAGAAGACCGCAAGCCUUGUGUGACAAGCGUGAGAAUAAUUUUGUUUGAAAUAAAUUUUCUCCAAGCUUCACCUUUCUUUAAACAGAUCGUUUUGUAAAAGACCAGAAAAAUUUAAUGUUAAGUGAAGAUCGCAACAAAAUGUGUAAAUUAAAAUAUUAGCCCUGGUACGUUUGUCACACACGAGCGUUUUGCAUCCCCUUCUUCCUGCCGUCCCGUUCCUAUACCACGAAGAGGACGGCAGCCCAAAUAUCACUCAAAAAGUGCAUUCACGCUGUUUUAAACUUUAUUUUUAUCGACCUUUUUUCAUUUAGAUCAAUUCGCCAAAUGAAGGUAAAUUAUUAUGCGAUUAAAUUCGAAAAGACUAUACCAAAUAUUAGAAAAAGAAAAAAAAAAAAUCGUUGUCUUGUGUUCACGUCACGUACCCCAUAAAACUAAAAUUAGGACGUUUAACGUCGUAUCCGUGCAGCGACACCAAACAAACAAACAAACAAACAAAACGUGCUCUCUCUUUCUCAUUUUUCAAAACUGAACCUAUAGCUUUUUUACUGUUCUCGAUGCCGUUCGCUGACGUAUAAAGUCCUCGCCCUAUUAAUCCAGGACGGACCAUCACAAAUGUUAAUUGGGGGAAGGGGGAGAAUUCCUGAGCUCAACGUUUUUUGUUUUGUUUUUUUUGUUUUUACGCAGACUUGCCUAUUUUUAACCCAAUUUUCUGAUUAUUUAUGGGGCUGUAAAGUACUUAAUUGCCCCGCCUAGAAGACGAAAUCCCGAGGAGGCAUCUUAGAAGUUCAUGCAUAUUUAUAGGAAAGUACUUACAGUUGAAAUUUGUUCUCAGACAGUAUAGCAGAAAAAAACUCUCAAUUAUUUAAAAACAGGGGCCGCAUGGAAUCGUUGGGUAAAUUGUGAAAUGAUCACCCUUACCUGUUCUUGAAACUAAAAUGAAAACUCUAUGUAAAAAGUGCGUGUUGGAUGGGGUAAAAUUACCACUUCUAAUCAAGUCUUUUUUUGUUAUGGUUAACAAAAAAAAAAGGAUAAACUGAGAGAGUAUCUUGAUCAAAGCUGAACCUGAAUAAUAGCAUGGAAUCUUACGUUUCCUGUUUCUAUCUCACCUAUUUUAUAACGCACACUUAAUUUUAUUGUUAAUUAGCGCACAGUCAGUCCAGUCGAUGCACAUGCAGGCACAACCACGAUUUUAAAUGUCCUUUUUUCUUAACUAUUUUAUGUUUUAAAUGCUGUAGCAAGAGAGAAUACUCAUUCUCUCUUGGCUGUAGCCAAUUAUUUAUAGGUGAUUAAUGUAAAUUCAUUUCAAUUCUUCUAAAUACAUUUUGUAUCUUUUUUUAGAAUCUUAUCGUUUUCUUUUGAGAGUUUUUAUUGUAGUUGUAAAUUGUAAGUUAUAAAUUCUAUUUUUAUUUUUCAUUUUAGUUCUUCAUCAUAAUCGUUUUUACAUGGCCCCACAAGAAUUGAGCUUUAAGUCUUAAGUGUUUAAAUAAAGGAAAUGAUGAUGAUGAUGUUGAUUAUGAUGAUAAUGAUUUUGGCUUGUGAGUGAAAAUCGUCGGAUAUGAAUAGGUGUAUUUAAGAAAGCUAGACAAAAACCGAGGAUACAAUUAACCAACAACAUACAAAACGGGGGCUUUUCUAGAAGUGUCAAUUUUUACAAGACAGUGUUUAUCUCUUUUUUGACCCAUUCAAGUUUCCCUUGCAAAAUUAUUGCAUGUACUUUGUCGCCAAAAAAACAAAACCGUACCUUAGCGUUUUUAAGCCAGCUGGACUACGACCAAGGCGGCUGGGGGAAGCUCGGAAGUUAAUUUGCCAGUAGACCGGCAGAAUUUGUUCGCUGUAUAACGAGGUUUGAAAUUCGUUUUAUCCAGAGUCUUUUCCAUAUAUGUUACAAUGACUGCCGAGUAAAGAAAAUCGCUAGUUACAUGCAUCGUCAUAUAGCGGUUCGUUAUAUCGAGGUUCCACUGGGCUGUAGUAAACAACAAUUGAACAAUUCAAGCCGUUACAUCGGGGUGCCGACAACUGAAUAUUAAUCUGCAAUUUAUCGCUCUUUAAAUUAUUUUCGGCGUUUAGAUUUUCAGUUAAGUACCCGUUUCUUCCUUCAAAAGUAAAUACUUGAGUAAGAGUAAACUUAGUAUUAAAAACAGACUUUUCACGAGACUGAUAUCUUUGCUACUUAAAAAAGACUUAAUUAUUACUAGAGUAUCAGUAUCUUUUCUUGUUUGUAUGAUUUCGAAUUUUUGAAGGAAGUCUGUGCAUUGAUUAUCCCUUUCCUUUCUUAUUUUCCCAACAGGUUACAGCAGUUGCCAGUUUCGAUAUGAUUCACAAGCAUUUCUUUUCUCGCUGGUUAACAAACCAGGAUGGGCGCCUGUGAAACUGCCUCAGACAGGGCAGUAUCGUCAUUUAUACGUAAGUUCCAUAUAUGACUGCUCGUCUGAUGGACCUACUUUCGGUGGAGGCUAUGACAUUUACAUUGCCGACUACGCGUCAUCUAGUAGCAGAUCCCAUACCAACCCUGGCCAUGAUUACAGCGCACCAAGUGGGUACAGCUAUGGAGACACCUUCACCCAGACAUUUCUGGCAGGAGGAAGCAAUUAUAAAUUUACACCAGACGAAGUAGAAACAUUUUACGAAACGACGUAA